AUGUGUGAUCUGUUUGACACGCUCACUUUCAUGAUAGAAGACCUCCCUCAAAUAAGGAGUCUAAUUGCGUGGUUGGCACUGGUUCCUCAGAGGGCAGAGCCCCAACAGGAGUUCAGGGCUGAGCAUGGAGAAAUUCAGGGCUCCUGGGGCACCUGGGGGUCCUGGUCAACCUGCUCCCGGACCUGUGGGAGAGGGGUACACGAGCAGAGCAGACCCUGCCUGCCUGUUUACACUCCAUCCCUUUAUCCCUCGAGAAGAGCUGGAGUUUAUCCUCAGCAACCUGGCCAUGUCAUCUCAGCCCUGCAGCCAUCAGUUCCUCUGCAUCGCGACACAGGCAGGCCUUCCAACAGCAGCAGUCGUGGUGAGCUGACGAGAGAGACCCGACCAGGUGGACAAAGGGUCAGUCAAAUCAUCCCAGGGAGGUAUGGCUACGGGAGAGCUCCUUAUGUCGCUCCAUUGCAGAAGGACCCAGGCUAUGGGUCUGGGACGGCUCGCCCCCACAGACAGAGACGCUCCGCUGCGGCUGAUGCCCACCAUUCUGCCGCUAGAGGCCAAGGUGUCCACAGGUCGAACAACCUGGGCCCCCCUCACAACCUCCGUCGCUACAGCAGACCCUACGUGCAGCCCAGGCCACAGCAGCCCACAAAUAACCAAGUCUGGGCCCCCCUCUACCAGCCUGGUUCAGCCAACCAAGCUGAGGAGCAGGAGCUACAACCAGGCAGCCAGACCUCUGGGCCCCAGCAACACCACGAGAGACCCUAUAACCCUUUACCUACUUCUUUCUGUACAGGAGAGUCCGCUCGCUACAGGAUCUGCAACAGUAAUGCCUGUCCUCCAUCCAGCAGACACAUCAGGGCUGUUCAGUGUUCUUCUUACAACAACCAACCUUUCAUGGGCAGACUGUAUGAGUGGGAACCUUUCAAUGAGGUUCCUGGGGAUCAGCAUUGUGAACUCAACUGCCGGGCCAUAGGGUUCAGGUUCUACGUGCGGCAGUCAGACAGGGUGAUUGAUGGGACGCCAUGUGGACAGAACGACUCCUCUCUCUGUGUGGCGGGAAAGUGUACGAGUCUAGGCUGCGAUGAGUAUCUCGGAUCAGGAAAAGUGAUGGACAAGUGCGGCGUGUGUGGAGGUGACAACACAACCUGCAGGCUGGUCUCUGGAGUCUUCAAACACAGUUUGACCAAGAUUGGCUAUCACAAGAUAUUAGAGAUCCCAGAGGGAGCCACCAAGAUCAACAUCACAGAGAUGGUGAAGAGCCGCAACUACCUAGCUCUCCGAAGCCGAUCGGGGCGAUCCAUCAUUAAUGGAAACUGGGCUAUUGACCGACCAGGGAAGUACGAAGGAGGGGGGACCAUGUUCACCUACCGCCGACCUAAUGAAAUCACUAGUAGAGCAGGGGAGUCUUUUCUCGCUGAAGGGCCCACCAAUGAGAUCCUGGACGUUUAUAUGAUCUUCCAGCAGCCGAACCCUGGUGUGCAUUAUGAAUACAUUCUCCCCUCUGAAAAACCAGUUGACCCUCAGCAACCAAACUACAGACCAGAAGGGAGCACUGUGAAUGGGCAGGGCGGGUACGACCAUCACAGCAACACUCACCAGGAAAACUUCAAGCCAGCAGGCGGAGGGAGGUACCCUCCUCAUCUUCCCGACAACCAGGUACCCGCCGUUCAGCCGCCCAGACGUGAGAAAGAGUACAACUGGAAACUGACGGGUGCUACCGAGUGCAGCGCCUCCUGUGGUAAAGGAUUCAGAUAUUCUGUCUUUCAAUGUGUCCACCGGCUGAACCACGUCCAGGUAUCGGAUGCUUUGUGUGACAGCAGCAGCAGGCCGAGUCCACAGGAAGAGGCCUGCAGCCUGCAGCCCUGCCCAGCAUUCUGGGAUAUUGGAGAGUGGUCAGAAUGCAGCAAGACCUGCGGCCUGGGCAUGCAGCACCGGCAGGUCCUGUGUCGCCAGGUUUACGCCAACCGCACCCUCAAUGUCCACACGAGCCGCUGCCGACACCUGGAGCGCCCGGAAACCGCCAGCACCUGCCAGCUGAAGAUCUGCAGUGAGUGGCAGAUCCGCUCCGAGUGGACCGCUUGCUCUGUGCCAUGUGGGCUGGGUCAGAGGUCACGAGAGGUGCGCUGCGUCAGCAACGUGGGCGACUUUGUUCCUGAUGAGGAGUGCAACAUGAAUCUGCGGCCUGUCGAUGUAGAGAACUGUGACAUGGGAGCAUGUGCCAAGAGCUGGUUUUACACUGAGUGGGGCAAUAGGUGCUCUGCUGAAUGUGGGAUGGGUGUACGGACCAGGGGAGUCCUCUGCCUGACCAACCACAUCAGUAGCCUUCCUCUGGAGGGGUGUGGCAGCGAGCGGCCGUCGGAUUCUCAGGUCUGCAAUAACGGACCCUGUGAGAAUCGCAUUGAGUGGUUCACAGGCCCCUGGAGCCAGUGCUCUGCAGAGUGUGGCGCGGGCAGCCAGCAGAGGUCAGUGGUGUGUCUGAUGAAGUCAGAUGACGGUUUCACCGUCAUGCCGCCAUAUGAGUGCUCCUCCUUGGAGCGGCCCCUCAGCCAGCAGAGCUGCAACCUGAAGGCCUGCGGAGAAAAGUGGUACCACACUGACUGGAGUGCUUGUUCAAAAACAUGCGAGGGAGGUUUCCGUGUGCGGGAGGUGCGCUGCCUCUCUGACGGCAUGCUGUCCAGUGAGAGCUGUGACGGGCAACUGAAACCAGCAGAGAGGGAGGACUGCAACCCAGAGCCCUGCAUACCCCUCAUAGAUGAGAACUGCAGGGACAAGUAUUUCAACUGCAACGUGGUGGUCCAGGCUCGCCUCUGCGUGUAUGAUUACUACAAGACGACGUGCUGCGCUUCGUGCUCACGAGUGUCCCACAGACAGUCGAUCCACCGAGGCCACAGCUAGCACUUUGUACCAGGGUCUCUCAGCUCCGUGUCGGGCCAGACUCAGUACCCGC
This is a messenger RNA of Seriola dumerili (greater amberjack), 2944 nucleotides long. RefSeq names its product thrombospondin type 1 domain containing 4 (gene thsd4). Gene Ontology annotation, cellular component: extracellular matrix. NCBI's taxonomy places the organism in Eukaryota, Metazoa, Chordata, Actinopteri, Carangiformes, Carangidae. The transcript has 16 exons. Gene Ontology annotation, molecular function: metalloendopeptidase activity. Bases 1 to 2892 code for a protein of 963 amino acids. Gene Ontology annotation, biological process: extracellular matrix organization. The record is from RefSeq and is a predicted model, not a curated record.